GCCGAGUUCUAUUCUCCUCAGCCGGCGACAGCCUCGCGCCCUGCCUCCCGCCUCCUUCCCCAGGCGCCGGCGAGCUGCAGCCAGACAAGGGCACGCGGGGCACGCGGGGCCUCGUCUACACCCGAGAGGGCUGCGGGAGCGCGCAGGCGGCGGAGCGGAUCCCGGAGCCGCGGAAACUGCAAGCUCCUCCCUCCCGGAGGUCGCCGCGCCGUUCCUCGGUGAAUCUACACCUGGCUGACUUUGGAAUUCUUCUGGAUUUUAAUUUUUUUCUUUUUAAAAUAACUUGGACGGAUAAAAGAUGUGCCAUGGCAGGAUAGCACCAAAGAGCACCUCAGCAUCUGCCGUGGCCUCUGUGGGACAUGGAGUGUUCCUUCCACUGGUGAUCCUUAGCACCCUCCUUGGAGACGGACUUGCCUCAGUGUGUUCCUUGCCCCCAGAACCAGAGAAUGGUGGCUAUGUCUGCCACCCCCGGCCCUGCAAAGACUCCCUGAACUCGGGCAGUGUCAUCGAGUACUUGUGUGCUGAAGGCUACAUGUUAAAGGGUGAUUACAAAUACCUGACGUGUAAGAAUGGCGAAUGGAAACCAGCCAUGGAGAUUAGCUGCCAUCUUAAUGAAGAGAAAGACACCAAGACAUCACUCGGGGUCCCCACGCUUUCUAUAGUGGCUUCCACUGCCAGCUCCGUGGCACUCAUUCUCCUCCUUGUGGUGCUGUUUGUGCUGCUGCAGCCAAAGCUGAAGUCUUUCCAUCACAGCAGGCGUGACCAGGGGGUAUCUGGGGACCAGGUCUCCAUCAUAGUGGAUGGAGUCCAAGUUGCACUACCGUCAUAUGAGGAGGCUGUGUACGGCAGUUCCGGUCACUGUGUGCCGCCCGCUGACCCCAGAGUGCAGAUUGUGCUGUCAGAAGGAUCUGGGCCAAGGGAACAGCAGCUACAGGACCAGGAGGCCUGCUCCUCUCCAGGUGGAGAGGAGGAGGCCCCAGGCCAGUCUGGACUGUGUGAAGCCUGGGGCUCUCGGGGUUCAGAGACUGUGAUAGUGCAUCAGGCAACCACCUCUUCCUGGGUGGCCGGCUCAGGGAACAGCCGACUGGCACACAAAGAAGCCCCAGAUUCAGAGAACAGUGACAUUCAAAGCCUUUUAUCCCUCACAUCGGAGGACUACACAGAUGAUAUCCCACUGUUGAAAGAAGCAUGAGGUUUGCCACCGUCCUCUCUCCUCUCUGCAAUGAUCCUCUCUGCUCUUUUCCCCUCUCCCUGUGGGUUUGAGCACCCUGUACUCCAGCCACCCUGCCCGGAUAUCUGAGCUGCCACCUGUGGAUCUGUGGACCUCUGAGGGCCUGUAAGCCCACCUCGCUGGAAACUCAAGGAAGAUUCUCGCCAUCUGCCUGCUGGACAGCUAGAGGAGCUGGCUUUUUGCCUGGCCCAACCUUCCCAUCUUUGUCGGGAACAUAUAUGAAUGUGCUGGAUUGAACCCUUCCUUUCCCUGAGCCCUCUGGGUCCCCUCCAGCCAGCUAUUUCGUGGCAGCCCCCACCAGCCCACAUGGGCCAGAGAGCCGCUGUGUUUACUUGUGCCUUCCCCCCACCCUGUCCAGGCUCCCUGUGACGCAGGCCUGUUGCUGUCCUACAAGCCUUAGUGGCUGCACUGCUGCCCCAUGUCACACAAGGGGCUGGGCCUGGGGCUGGCUUGUUUCCUUUGAAGGCUGGCACCACUGCCCUUACCAGGAGCAGAUCCAAGAGUGAGAGCU
This is a messenger RNA of Miniopterus natalensis, 1742 nucleotides long. RefSeq names its product sushi domain containing 6 (gene SUSD6). Gene Ontology annotation, biological process: DNA damage response. The record is from RefSeq and is a predicted model, not a curated record. NCBI's taxonomy places the organism in Eukaryota, Metazoa, Chordata, Mammalia, Chiroptera, Miniopteridae.